GGGCGGUGGCCGGUUUGCCGCAGAGCCCCGAGAGACAGAAGCAGAGAGAGCAGCUGAAUUAUCUAAUAGGAAGCUCAACCUUGCUUUAGGAACUCCUGCUGAAACCAGAACAGACAGAUCUCAGCUCUACAGCACUUUAGAACAGGAUACCGGCUCCCUGCUGCUUCAUUUUACCCCGGUAAAGAAGCGGAGUGCUGUUAGAUAGAGUCCAGAAUGGCGAGUUAUACAGACCGCAACUGCUAAAGCAGCAACACCAGCCGGGGAGACGGAGAGAGAGAGGGAGGUAGAGAGAGACCGAGGACUGCGGACUCUAGUGGUGAGCCAGGGGCAGCUGCAGGAUGACUGAAUACAAGCUGGUGGUGGUGGGAGCUGGUGGUGUUGGGAAGAGUGCACUGACGAUCCAGCUGAUCCAGAAUCACUUCGUGGACGAAUAUGACCCCACCAUAGAGGACUCGUACAGGAAGCAGGUGGUGAUCGAUGGGGAGACGUGUCUACUGGACAUCCUGGACACAGCAGGCCAAGAGGAGUACAGUGCUAUGAGGGAUCAGUACAUGAGGACUGGAGAGGGCUUUCUCUGUGUGUUCGCCAUCAACAACACCAAGUCCUUCGCUGAUGUGCAUCUGUAUAGGGAGCAGAUUAAGCGGGUGAAGGACUCUGAUGAUGUGCCGAUGGUGCUGGUGGGAAACAAAUGUGAUUUGGCCAGAACUGUUGACACCAAGCAGGCCCAGGAACUAGCCAGGAGCUACGGCAUAGAAUUUGUAGAAACUUCAGCCAAGACCCGACAGGGAGUUGAAGACGCUUUUUACACCCUUGUUCGGGAGAUCCGCCAUUAUCGCAUGAAAAAGCUCAACAGCAGGGAGGACAGGAAGCAGGGCUGCCUCGGCGUCUCCUGUGAGGUCAUGUGAUCAGGACGUGCGCCACCCCCCUCCAGAACCCCCUCAGAAGCCCACCGGCCAGCAGCUGAACACUUACGACUUACGCUUGUGACUGAAGAGCUUCUCUGAUUGGUUAAGAUUUUGCUUCAGCUUUAAAUCACAGUAGCCUGAAUUCGGCCGGGUCGUGGAGUUUCUGCGGUGUUGCCCUCUGCUGGCUAAAAGGGAUAAAUGCGAAGCCUGGCCUGCUGGCUGUGUGUGUGUGUGUGUGUGUGUGUGUGUGUGUGGACUGUAUCAGCUGCUGUGAUGGAAACGUGGGGCCUUAUAUGUGGGACGUUUUGGCUCCUCUGAUCAUUUUCACAGACGUGCAUUUAUCUCUUUAGUCAUUAAGUGCUGGGAUCUCGCAUCUUCCCUUGUUUUUCGGAUUUCUCAUCGGACUUGAUCUUAAUCUGUAGGUUCAGUACUCAGGAAUACUGUGAAGGUAAAAGUGCCUCUAAUGCAUCUAAUGCGUCUUUAAUGCGUUUUGUUUUAAUGUAGUUCUUUUGUUUUUUGUUUUUUUAAGGUAGACCUAUUUGACCUCAGAUUGUCUGUCACCGGUUUCUUUUACAUUUCAGCUUGAUUCGUGUAGAUGUUUUGUUUUUUGGGCAUGCAAAAUUUAGGAAUUUAAGGCUAAAAAAUAACCUACAGUAAAUGAAUGAGAAUCGAUCGCCUUUACAUACAUGCUCUUAGAAAACGAGACGAAACUCGUGCACCAGAACCUCCAAGAACCAAUUCUUAAUGCUUAAGAAUGCUUAAUGAAAUUUGUGUGCCUAAUUAUUUCAAAUACGUUCAUAAAAAGGAGAAAUGUGCCUUUUUUUAGUUAGAUAAAUGACAUCUCUUGUUUUUAGCCAGUAGUGGGAGUCUGGAGUUCAGUAAUGCUCAGAAACAAUCGAUGAGAUGCAUGAAUUAAGGACUGUGAAAAAACUGUAGUCAUCUGCACUCUGUGACCUUUUGUUUUUUUAAUGUCUGUGCUAAAACGUGCCCAAUAGUGUAAAGUGUGCACUGCCUUUAGAAGAAUCACCUGGGCCAACUUUAUUAUUUUUUUUAAGGUUUUAAAGUUUAGUUUUGUUAUAAAUCUGUGUUUUUUAUGUUUGUUUUUAACAGUGCCUGAUUUUACAUAUAGUUUGUCAUAAGUGAUGUCAGAAGUGGCUUUAUAUUAAUAGAUUAUAUAUCUAUAGAUCUGUCAGUCGUUUUUUGCCUGGUGCUACCGUAAUUAUUAAUGUCCCUAAAAAAAAAUAACUGUUCUACAAAACGCAACCACCCACACUUGUUAAAAUUGUUAAAUACAGCUCUGGAAAAAAGUAAGACACCACUUAAAAAUGAUGAGUUUCUUUGAUUUUACCAAAUUAAAAACCUCUGGAAUAUAAUCAAGAGGAAGAUGGAUGAUCACAAACCAUCAAACCACCAAACUGAACUGCUUGAAAACUGCUUUUGCACCAGGAGUAAAGCAGCAUAAAGUUAGAAAAAAAGCAGUGUGUAAGACUGGUGGAGGAGAACAUGAUGCCAAGAUGCAUGAAAAAACCACCAGGGUUAUUCCACCACAUAUUGAUUUCUGCAUAUUUUUUUUGUUAUUUCAGCCAUUUCUCAUUUUCUGCAUUUUGGAAUUUGGGAGAAAUGUUGUCUGUAGUUUAUAGAAUAAACGACAAAGUUCAUUUUACUCAAACAUAAACCUAUAAAUAGCAAAAUCAGAGAAACUGUUUAAGAAACUGGAGUGGUCUCCUCAUAUAUUUUUUUUUACAGAGCUGUAUGUGUAAGAUUUUUUUUUAUUAUAGCUUUAAGUCACUCCCCUUCUAACCAACCCUGUAGUUUUUUUUUUGGAUAUUGAUCAUUACCGAUGGAUCAUUUAUUUCAUCUGUACCAGACGUGUCCUAUCUGGACCUGCGGACUUCUUGAUCAUCUUCUUCUAUUCCUUCUUCUUUUACUAGUAAAUUAAUUGUAAACUAAA
This is a messenger RNA of Astyanax mexicanus (Mexican tetra), 2856 nucleotides long. RefSeq names its product NRAS proto-oncogene, GTPase (gene nras). The transcript has 5 exons. Gene Ontology annotation, biological process: Ras protein signal transduction. Gene Ontology annotation, cellular component: plasma membrane. Gene Ontology annotation, molecular function: GTP binding; GDP binding; GTPase activity. The record is from RefSeq and is a predicted model, not a curated record. NCBI's taxonomy places the organism in Eukaryota, Metazoa, Chordata, Actinopteri, Characiformes, Acestrorhamphidae. The coding region runs from base 339 to 905 and encodes 188 amino acids.